Salarias fasciatus (jewelled blenny) is the source of this 1423-nucleotide messenger RNA. RefSeq names its product zeta-sarcoglycan-like. Gene Ontology annotation, cellular component: sarcolemma; sarcoglycan complex. Gene Ontology annotation, biological process: heart contraction; cardiac muscle tissue development. The coding region runs from base 1 to 459 and encodes 152 amino acids. The transcript has 2 exons. The record is from RefSeq and is a predicted model, not a curated record. Lineage: Eukaryota; Metazoa; Chordata; Actinopteri; Blenniiformes; Blenniidae.
AUGAUCCAUUGGUUGCUGAAGAAUCCUGGCAAGCCGACUCUAUUCUCUAUCCUCUUUGUACUUCACGCCUGUGUCUUUCGGCCGGUUUCACUGUUUUGGCCUGACGACAGCGUGUUUGUGUUUCGCAGGCUGGAGUCGCCAACACGGACCCUGACCUUGGAGGCCCCGAGGGGCGUGGAGAUCAAUGCUGGAGUGGGAGAUUUCUCUGCAUCUUGUCGGAAAGAUCUGCUCUUGCAGUCCUCAGACGGAGAGAUCAUACUAGAUGCCAAUACUAUCAAGCUGGGUAAUGUUCCCCUUGGUAGCGCCGUGGACCCCCUGGAGGGGGCACCUGCUGGAACUACCUACACCAAACAGACAGUAUACGAGCUCUGCGCCUGCGCUAACGGCAAGCUCUACCUAUCCCCCGCUGAGAAGGGGUCUACUUGCCAAACCACCAGUAACUUCUGUCUCUGGAGCUGAAAGUGGGAGGUUGACCAACUCCCGGGACAUAUGGACCAUAGAGUUUGAAGCUAAUGCUAGCCAACGGAGUGAAUCAACAUGGAUUAUGGCCCAGUGGAGAGCCAAUGCCAGCUAACAGACUAAGUCAACAUGGAUUGUAGCAUGGCAAGAUGAUCGUGUCCUUUCAACCAAUCAACUAAUGUGGAUUUCAGCCUGGCAGGAAGCUCAUGGUUGCUAACAGACCAAAUGAACAUGGACUGUGUCUUGGUGUGAUGCCAGUGCAGACUGAAGAACUGAAUCAACAUGGACUUGAGCUUGUGAGAGGAUGUUACUGCUCUCCCACCAAAUCAGUAUGGACUGGUCAGUGGCCGAGGCUCGUCAAGACAUCGGAUGAUGUGACAGGAUGCAAAAGCCAACAAGGAUACCAGGUGGAAUUGGUACUCAGACCCCUGAUGGACAUAGGCGGACACUCUGAUUGUGGGGCUGUUGUUGGCCUUGGUCUUUCCCAUUUUUUUAAUUGUCGCCAUGAUGGUUUCCCCAAGAGGAUUACAUAAAAACAUUGUUUUGGAACAACAACUAUGACCAAAAUGUCCUGGAAAACACACCCUUGUUUUUGUUAAGAUAAACAGUUUUAUUAAUGGACUGCAAAUCCUCGCAGACUUUCUGAGCCCAUCAGCCGACUAACACACAUCACUGAGAACUUUGGUUUAGUCCGAUGGGUAGCUAACAAAUAAAUCAGACAAUGCUUUUGUCUCGUGGGAAGCUAUGGCUAGCUAAUGGACCAAUCUAUACCAGAAAGGCCUUCCCCCUCCUCCCCCUUCAGUCUUCGACCCAAACAUUGACAUGUGACACUCUGCAGCCUAUAGUUAUGGCAUUUCAACCCCUGUUUCAUAGAGUAACUAAUGCAAAUAAUUGUACUUAAACCAGAUUUUCUCCCAUGUGUAGUUUCAGAUUCAUGACUUUUCCUUUAGUUUGCUUUCAGUUG